Molecule: messenger RNA, 6669 nt
Organism: Myotis brandtii (Brandt's bat)
Lineage: Eukaryota; Metazoa; Chordata; Mammalia; Chiroptera; Vespertilionidae
Gene: ZNF646
Product: zinc finger protein 646
Exons: 4
Coding region: 808-6222 (1804 amino acids)
Biological process (GO): regulation of DNA-templated transcription
Molecular function (GO): DNA-binding transcription factor activity, RNA polymerase II-specific; RNA polymerase II cis-regulatory region sequence-specific DNA binding
Source: RefSeq, a predicted model, not a curated record
GGCCGAGAUGAUCAGUGAGGCGAGAGGACUCGUUUGAUCCGGAGAUCAAACGAUCAAGACAGGGGAUUCACUCUUGAGCGAAGGGGCUUUGAGAAGUGAGAGUUCGGGGAGCAGGUUCAGUGAGGGGGGUUAGUCGGCGAUAGUUGUACUGGGGUCCAUUGGAAGUAAAGGAUCGGAAAGCCCAGGUGAUGGAGAAGGCUCGGGGUUCUGCCAUGGAGAGGGCAAGAGCUUUGGGAAGGAGGUUGCCUCCAUCAGUGGGUUUGCUCGUGUGUAUCCUGGGACAGCAGGCAUUGCCGUGUGUUGUGGGGAGUAAGUGACAACAAUGGAUAUUCUUUAUUUAGCACAGUGUUCGGUCCGCGGUAAUGCUCAAUUAGCAUGCAUUGCUGUCAUCAGUAUUAUGAGAGGAGGUAGAAGAACAGAAAGGCAGCAGCGAGGCUAUAGUGAGGAGGUGUCAGAAGGAAAAAGGUAGAGAGGGUGAAGAACGACCAGAAAUGGGAUGGAAUUUCCGUGAUGGGAGAUAGUGUGGGUUCAGGGGAAGUAGGUGAAAGAAGCGGCCAAGAAAGUCUUCUAGAAAGGAGACUUUGUGACCAUGAAAGGAAUAGGGGACGUGGGGGCACAAGCCAGCCCCUUCUCUGAAGGGCAGCCCUGACUUCAUCUCUCAGGCUCUCAUCUGUCAGCUGGAGAAAGACUACAUUUUCAGUGCCUCUGGGCUACUCUGCUUAGCUGAGGGGCUUUGGGCACCACCAGAAGAUGCCUCUGCCACCUGCCUGCUCCUCCUGACCCUCCAGGUUUCUGCCACACUGCCCCAUGGAGGAUGUGCCCACCUCACUCAGCUGCUGUGACUGUCAGCACCACUUUCCUAGUGUCCUGGAACUGUCAAAACACCGUGAACUGCUCCAUCCAUCCUCCAGCCAGGACAGUGAGGAGGCUGAUAACAUCCCUCCGCCCUACCGCUGUCAGCAGUGUGGGCAGGGCUACCGUCACCCAGGAAGCUUGGUCAACCACCACUGUACCCAUGAAACUGGCCUUUUCCCCUGUACCAGCUGUGGCAAGGACUUCAUCAAUCCCAUGGCCCUCAAGAGCCACAUGAGGACUCAUGCUCUUGAGGGAAGCCCCAAGGAAGCCACUCCACGCCUCCAGGGGGAGACAGUGUCCACUGACUCUUGGGGCCAGAGGUUUGGCCAUAGGGAAAGCUGGGAGAAUCAGAAAAAACAUGCCGAAGAGACACCUGGCUGUGAUUCUGGGCCUGACCCCAGGGCAGCUCUGGACACCUGGGAAGAUCCACCCAUCAGACAAAGAGGAGACUGGGAAAGCCAGCCAAAUCCUGAGGAGGGUGCGGAGGGCUGGGGGUCCAUCACCAACUCUGCCAGGGCCCCGCUGCUCUCCACUCCAGCCAGCAGCCUCCUUAGCAACUUGGAACAGUAUUUGGCUGAGUCAGUGGUGAAUUUCACAGGGGGUCAGGAGCCCACCCAGUCCUCGCCUGCAGAGGAGGAACGGCGGUACAAGUGUGGUCAGUGUGGCAAGACUUAUAAGCACGCGGGGAGCCUCACCAACCACCGCCAGAGCCACACCCUGGGCAUCUACCCUUGUACCAUUUGCUUUAAGGAGUUCUCUAACCUCAUGGCUCUGAAGAACCACUCCCGACUCCAUGCCCAAUAUCGGCCUUACCAAUGUCCCCACUGCCCCCGUGCCUUUCGGCUGCCCCAAGACCUGCUGGAACACCAGCAAUCCCAUGAGGGAGAAAGACAGGAGCAGCCGUGGGAAGAGAAAGGGAUGCCCACCACCAAUGGGCACACAGACGAGAGCAGCUGGGAUCAGCUCCCUAGUACACCGAUGCUGAACGGCUCUGGGGAACUCAGCGUCUCUGGGGAGCUGGAGGACAGUGGGCUGGAGGAGUACCGACCUUUCCGCUGUGGGGACUGUGGCCGUACUUACCGCCAUGCUGGGAGCCUUAUCAACCAUCGCAAGAGUCACCAGACAGGUGUCUAUCCUUGCUCCAUCUGUUCCAAGCAGCUGUACAAUGCAGCUGCUCUCAAAAACCAUGUGCGCGCUCAUCACAGACCCCGGCAAGGAGCUGCAGAGGAUGGGCAGCCAUCCGAGCUGCCACCUCCUUUGCCUCUGACGGAGACCACCCACAAAGAGAGAGAGGUUCCCACCGCCACCCUGGACCACCGCCCCUAUAAGUGCAAUGAAUGUGGUCGGGCUUACCGCCACCGGGGGAGCUUAGUGAACCACCGCCACAGCCAUCAGACAGGAGAGUACCAGUGCUCGCUCUGUCCCCGCAAGUACCCCAACCUUAUGGCCCUGCGCAACCACGUGCGGGUCCAUUGCAAGUCUGCUCGUCGCAGCACAGGCCCAGGGGCUGAAGGUCCCCCCAGCCACCUCAAGGUGGAGUCUGACUCAGUGGGAGCAAAGGCAGCCCCAUGUACAGAUCAAGGGACUGGGUGCAAACAAGAAGAGAAGGCCACUGAUGUCCCCCCAGUAGCAGAUACGACAGCACCACAGAUACGCGACAUGCGUGGAAUGCUCUUUGAAGAUCCUGAGAGCCUUAAGCAUCACAGCCGGACCCAUGGAGAAGGGGGAAAUAGCAGGACAGAGGCCAGGGUGUCACCUCCUCGGGCAUUUGCCUGCCGGGACUGUGGAAAGAGCUAUCGCCACUCAGGCAGCCUUAUCAACCACAGGCAGACCCAUCAGACGGGGGACUUCAGCUGCGGGGCCUGCACCAAGCACUUCCACACCAUGGCUGCCAUGAAGAACCAUUUACGACGCCACAGUCGGCGGAGGAGCAGGCGGCCCUGGAGGCGGACUGGCAGUGCUGGGGGUGGGGGAGAAGCCCAACUCCCUUCUGGUGGGAACUGGGCCCAGGAGUUGGUAGAAGACAAUGAGGGCCCGGACUGUCCCCAGGGCCCUUCAGAGGAAAGUCCUAGUGGAGCCGAAAGCAACUUGGAAAGUGAUGGGGGCUCUUUGCAGGCUCAUGCUGAAAGAGACAAAUGUGAGCCUGAAAGGGAUGAGGCCUGUUUCCACGGUGAUAAAGAGAGCAGAGGUCCUGAGGAAGGACUAGAAAGGAAGGAGGCCUGCUUUCUUGACAACUUGGAAAUGCCAGGUGAUGAGGAAAGCAAUGGGACACACUUCUGCGAUGGCCUCCCUGGGGUGGAUGAAGACCAGAAACCAGCCACUGGCCAGCCCAGCUCUUCCCACUCCGUUGAAGCUGUCACUAGCUGGCAGGCUGAGGUCUCCCACACAUGUUCUGACUGUGGGCAUUCGUUCCCCCAUGCCACUGGCCUGCUGAGCCACAGGCCCUGCCACCCACCAGACAUCUAUCAGUGCUCCCUCUGCCCGAAGGAGUUUGACUCUCUGCCUGCCCUGCGCAGCCACUUCCAGAACCACAGGCCUGGGGAGGCAGCCCCAGCACAGCCUUUCCUCUGCUGCCUCUGUGGCAUGAUCUUCCCUGGGCGGGCUGGCUACAGGCUUCACCGGCGCCAGGCUCAUGACUCCUCUGGACUGACUGAGGGCUCGGAGGAGGAGGGGGAAGAUGAGGCAGCAGCAGUGGCAGCCUCCACCCAUAGUACCCCACUACAGCUCUCAGAAACAGAGCUGUUGAAUCAGCUGCAGCGGGAGGUGGAGGCAUUGGAUGGAGCCGGUUAUGGGCACAUCUGUGGCUGCUGUGGUCAAACCUAUGAUGACCUAGGGAGCCUGGAGCGUCACCACCAAAAUCAGAGUUCUGGGAACACGACAGACAAGGCUCCCAACCACUUGGGAGAGUCGGGUGAUACCACGGAAACGGUUGCAGAUGGCGUCUUUGAGGGCACAGUGACUUCUCUCCCUGCAGAAGGUGGAGACACAAAGUCUGGAGAGGGAGUAGGUGCCCGAGUCGCAGACAGCCUCUGCGUGCAGGGCCGGGAAAGUUCCCUGGAGGAUCAGCCCCGCCCCUUCCGCUGCAAUCAGUGCGGCAAAACCUAUCGCCAUGGGGGCAGCCUAGUGAACCAUCGCAAGAUCCACCAGACUGGAGACUACAUCUGCCCUGUCUGCUCCCGCUGCUACCCCAACCUGGCUGCCUACCGCAAUCACCUGCGAAACCACCCACGCUGCAAAGGCUCUGAGCCCCAGGUGGGGCCCGCCCCACAGGCCGGAGGUGGCAGUGAGCCCCAGAACAUGGUAGAGGAGGGGCUGGGGCAGGCGGAAGUGGAGAAGCUCCAGGAGGAAAUUAAAAUAGAGCCCCCAGAGGAGGUGGCAAGGGUGAAAGAAGAGCCGUGGAAGGAGCCCACUCUGAAGGGGGAGGAGAUGGGGCUGAGGUUGGAGACUGCGGAGAAGGGCUGCCAGACCGAGGCCAGUUCUGAGCGGCCCUUCAGCUGCGAGGUAUGUGGCCGGUCAUACAAGCACGCCGGCAGCCUCAUUAACCACCGGCAGAGCCACCAGACCGGCCACUUUGGCUGCCAGGCCUGCUCCAAAGGCUUCUCAAACCUCAUGUCCCUCAAGAACCACCGGCGCAUCCACGCAGAUCCCCGGCGUUUCCGCUGCGGGGACUGUGGGAAGGCGUUCCGCCUGCGGAAACAGCUGGCUAACCACCAGCGGAUCCACCUCGAGCGGGGUGGGGGUGGGGGCACCCGAAAACUGGCUCGGGAAGAUUGGCCCUUCCGGUGUGGGCAGUGUGGGCGGAGCUACCGCCAUGCCGGCAGCCUCCUGAACCACCGGUGCAGCCCUGAGACGGGCCCGUACAGCUGUCCCACCUGUCCCAAGACCUACUCCAACCUCAUGGCCUUGAAGGACCACCAGAAGCUACACGCAGAGAGCCGGCGGCGGCGAGCAGGGCGGGCCCGGCGGGCAGCUGUCCGCUGCGCCCUCUGUGGCCAGGGCUUCCCGGGCCGGCGUUCUCUGGAGCGGCACUUGCGAGAGCAUGAGGAGGAGACCAAAAGUGGUCAGGGAGGUCCUGGAGGCACAGAGGGCAGCAAGGGGAACCUCGCUGACGACAAGGGACUGGAGGACAGAUCUGGUGGUACUGAGUCAGUUCCCCAGCUGCAGCGUGGAGCCAGGAGGCCAGGGGAGCAGAGUCAUAGCCCCAGCAGGUCAGCAGGUUCAGAAGCCACAGAGCCAGUACCCUGGGGCAUGGGGCAAACGGAUGGAUGGCAAGGAGAUAGGGGACCGGUGAAUCAUGAUGGAGAUUGGGUUCCUCAGGGUCAUGUACUGACCAAGCCAGAAGAGGAGUCAGCAGACAGUGUCCCCAUAAGUUCUUGCCACCUUGGCAACAGCCAGCCCAAUGGACCUAGUCAUGUGGACAGCUGGGACAAUAGAGACAGCACCCCUCAGCUCCAACCAGAGAGCCACCCCUUUUCCUGCUGCCGUUGUGGUAAGACCUGCCAGUCGGAAGGCCCCUUGAACCACCACACCCAUAAGGCAGACUGCCACUAUUGCCUGCUCUGCUCCAAGGAGUUCCUGAAUCCUGUGGCCACUGAGAGUCACAGCCACAACCACGUAUCUUCCCAGACCUUUGCCUGCCCUGACUGUGGCAAAACCUUUCCGUUCCAACAUGAACUAGCCAGCCACCUGCAAACUCAUGCCAAGGGCCUCAGUCAGGUGCCACCCCAGAUAGAGGAGGCCAGAGGCCCCAAAGCUGGGACUGUGGAGGAUGAGGUAGAUGUCGCUGGUCAAGGGAAAGCCCAGAAGGCCCCAACAGAUCCCCCCCGGGCCCCAGGAGAGAAUACUGAGAGAGCUAAAGAAGGGCAGGGAGUAAAGUCCACAGUGGCUGAAGAUGAGGACCGGCCCUUCCGCUGUGCCCAGUGUGGGCGUUCAUACCGCCAUGCCGGUAGCUUGUUGAACCACCAGAAGGCCCACACCACUGGACUCUAUCCUUGCUCCCUCUGUCCCAAACUUCUACCCAACCUGCUUUCCCUUAAGAACCAUGGCAGGACCCACACGGACCCCAAACGCCAUCGCUGCAGCAUCUGUGGCAAGGCCUUCCGGACAGCUGCCCGGCUGGAGGGCCACGGGCGGGUCCAUGCACCCCAGGAGGGGCCCUUCACCUGCCCCCAUUGUCCCCGCCAUUUCCGCCGCCGCAUCAGCUUUCUGCAGCACCAGCAGCAGCACCAGGAGGAACGGACAGUGGCCAACUCUGGAGCCUCAAAGGCACCAGCAGCGGGCCUGUCAUUGCCCCCUCCACCCACCCCCACGACCCCACUUCUGGACCCUUCACCCCAGUGGCCUGCAGAUCUCAGCUUCUCCCUCUGAACUUCAAUUCUCCAAAGAUCAAUACAGGGCAAGAGUGCAGGUUGCAGGGAAAGGUUUGACCUCCAUGUUCUACUCAGGAGUAGUUUGGGCAUCCCCAUCUCUCCUCUCCCCUGGCUUCUCUCCCACGUCCCUGUCCGUGAAGGGCCUCCUUCCCCAGCCUUGGUCACCAUGCAAUUCAUUAUGCUCGUCCCACAAGAAACCUGGUGCCAGGGUGUGCGGGAUGCGGGGCUACCCUCACCACCCUCACCCACCGGGUUCCAACACCAGGGAGGCAGAUUCAGAGAGAGCCAGGGAUAGGAAUGUUGCCUGUGGAGGGGGGAGGGGGGGCUUUUGCUACAAUUUGUAACUUAUUUUCUAAAGUCUAUUUUGUAACAAUUUAUUUAAGUUUAAAAAAAGGAAAAUUGCACCACCAGUCCCCUUCCCCCGCCAAAAAAGAACAUUUUCCAA